GAAAAAAAAAAAAAGCAACCUCCAAAGUGCAACCACAUUGCCAAACUUGCAGCGGCCCCGGGGACCGCAGCCGCUCCCGCGGAGCCGGAGGAGGAAAAGGAGGAACAGCAACACCGAGAUCCUACCCCCCGUCCGCUCUCCCUGCCACUUUCCCGGGAGCUCCGGUCAUUAGAGCAACGCAUCCCCCCCGCCCCGCCCCGCUUUUUUUAUUUUUAUUUUCUUCCACCGCUUCUGCAAGAAGUCCCUGCCCCUCCGCCAGCCGGUCCCUUUUCCCCGGGAAGCCGAGAGGCAUCGCUCACGUUUCGCCGCCGCCGCCUUUUUGCGAGACUGCAACAUAGGGGAGAAGCAGACCAUGGUGAACCCAGGCAGCAGCGCCCAGCCUCCCCCGGUGACGGCUGGCUCCUUGUCCUGGAAGAGGUGCGCGGGUUGCGGGGGGAAGAUCGCGGACCGUUUCCUGCUCUAUGCCAUGGACAGCUACUGGCACAGCCGGUGCCUGAAGUGCUCCUGCUGCCAGGCUCAGCUUGGGGACAUCGGCACAUCCUGUUACACCAAGAGCGGCAUGAUCCUGUGCAGGAAUGACUAUAUCAGGUUAUUUGGAAAUAGUGGCGCUUGCAGUGCUUGCGGACAGUCGAUUCCUGCCAGUGAGCUGGUCAUGAGGGCACAAGGCAAUGUGUAUCAUCUUAAGUGUUUUACAUGCUCUACCUGCCGGAAUCGCCUGGUCCCGGGAGACCGGUUUCACUACAUCAAUGGCAGUUUAUUUUGUGAACAUGAUAGACCUACAGCUCUCAUCAAUGGCCAUUUGAAUUCACUUCAGAGCAAUCCACUACUCCCAGACCAGAAGGUCUGCUAAAAGGUCAAAGUAAUGCAGAGUGCGUGCCUUCAUCUCAAAUUUUGUUCAUCACAGAUGGAUCCCAUGUGUCUCCAGUAGACAAGUCACCUUUGUAGCUAGCACCAGUGCCAGCUCCAUGCCAUUGCACCUUCUUUAUUCUUGAUUGCCCUUCCCACAUUUAUUGGUGUAUUAAAAUGACUGAAUAUGAACAUUAAGGACUCCAUGAACCUGGGCUAAUGGGAGACUGUAGCGAAAAUGAAAAAAGAUCCACCGGAGGACAUCUUUGGGGGGAGGGGGCUGGGGAGGGAGGGAAAUGACUAAUGAAGCUAAUUAAAAGAAGCAUUCAAAUCUGCUUUCUACCGUCAUUAACAAUUAGCAGGGCACUGGCCAGAGUUUGUACCCUGUGUUUUACCUUAACAACAUUCUAUUUGCUCUUUGUAUAUUUAAGUGUUGUAAGGAAAUGUGUUUCAAUCAAAACUGAACAUGAGAUAAAGGAAGAGAUGUGGCUUUUGUGAUAUUCUAUCACAAACACUUUUAUUGUAUCUCUGUAAAAUACAAUGUAUGUAUGCAUGUAAGUGUUUUUGUCCUAAUGUUGCUACUUCCCAUGGCAAAAAAAAGGAAAAAAAAGAUUGGAAAAAAAAUUCAGGCUCAUAGCAGCUACUGUGUAGAAAUUUUUCCCUACUUCUAAUUUGCUGAAUGAAGAAAAAUCUUUUAUUUGUGAUAUUUUCAGAGACAUUUGCUCUAGUAUGGUGUAUUUAAAUAAUAAAAAUUUAAAAGGAAAA
Tachyglossus aculeatus (Australian echidna) is the source of this 1611-nucleotide messenger RNA. It is a transcript of the gene LMO4, whose product is annotated as LIM domain only 4. Bases 353 to 850 code for a protein of 165 amino acids. The transcript has 5 exons. The record is from RefSeq and is a predicted model, not a curated record. Lineage: Eukaryota; Metazoa; Chordata; Mammalia; Monotremata; Tachyglossidae.